This is a messenger RNA of Exophiala viscosa, 3885 nucleotides long. RefSeq lists its product as uncharacterized. Gene Ontology annotation, molecular function: RNA binding. Gene Ontology annotation, cellular component: cytoplasm. The transcript is spliced from 6 exons. The record is from RefSeq and is a predicted model, not a curated record. The coding region runs from base 372 to 3470 and encodes 1032 amino acids. Lineage: Eukaryota; Fungi; Ascomycota; Eurotiomycetes; Chaetothyriales; Herpotrichiellaceae.
CACCCGCCUGUGGCCGCCUAUUCGCAUGUGGCUUAGAUAGGGAGAAGCUGACGGAUAAUAAUGAUCAAAGGCAGCCCAAAGCAACAACUUGUCGCCCACUAAGACGCAGGUUUGGCUGAUCCGCACAGGGCACCCACGGCCACCACACACCACACCUCACCUUCCCCUUCGAACCUCCCCAUCAGCACAUCUCUUGCCCAGAACCUACAGUUCAUGUCUCCCUUUUCUCUGCGUGCCUCUUUUCCUCAUUGAAUUCUCCUUGGUUAGAUCCUCGGUCUUGCUUCGAUUUUUCCUCAUGCAGCAACCAUAGCGUCUAUUUUCAAUUGGCCUUCGAACGUCGAUGACCUGGGGAGUCAUCCCGCCCGACGAAGAUGCACAAAAUCAGCAACUUCACCGGCCAGGCUCGUCAUGGCUGGGAACGGAUGACUCCAGCAGCGUUUGGCAUGUCUAGAUUUCAUCAGGACAUGUCGUCGCCGCAACCACUGAGACGUCCUCAGGGUUCUCCCGGAAUCGUUCCUCAGCCGUCAACCGAUUCCUGCCCGGUUAAUCUCUCCUUCAAUGUCCCAUUUGCCUCCAACCUUGCCGGUCCCGACCCAGAGGAGAUCCUUCAUUCGAGUCCAGGUGCAUUCCAGCGGUGGACAUUCUCCACCGACACACCAGAGGGAACGCCUAUCCACAAACUGCCUGUUCACGUACAAAAUGAAGAGAGACUGCGCUCGUUAUGUGCCUACAUCAGCGAGCAGAGUGGAGGUCAUAUUCAGGCUACUGUCACGUCCGCGGAGCCGAAGGCGGGUCCUGCGCUGCACAGAAAAUCACAGGGACUGGUGACCAAUGUUUGCAUUUCUGGGGAUGGAGACCUGGUCUACAAGAUGAGGUCAAAGGUUCUCAAUGAGACCCCAAUCAUGAUGCGGUCUGCAGUCGUGGACAUUGACCCGGGCUUAAUCCUCGACAGCGCCGAGACUGGCAUUCGCUCGAGCGUUCUCAGCCACAUUGACCUGUGUGCCAAGUACACUGGAACCGAUAUCUUCCUUCUGAAGCCUCGAAAUGGCGAAACUUUCGCAACUGGUGCGUCUUACGGAAACGGCGUCGACAGCGGACUUGACCAGCGCUACCGAGUGAACAUUUUCGGCGACAUGGAGAGUGUCGAACAUGCCAAAACACGAGCCUUGAUGAUGAUUGACCAGAUUCUCAAGCACAAGAUCGACGUCAUCAAGUUGGAAGUCACGAUGCAUACAUUGGUCUCGGGUCGUACGGGAAAGAGCAUCAAGAUGAUCGAAUCUGCCACGAAGACCGCCAUCUACUUCCCACCUCCUUUUCCUGGAGUCUUUGGCUACGUCCCUCCGCAUGCCACGCGCCGUGCUGCCGACGAGAUCUUUAUCACUGGCGAGACACAGGAACGAAUCAACCAGGCAAAGCAGAAAUUGAAAGAGCUGGUCAUGAGCAUCAAACUAUAUUCCAAGGAUGUGGUGGUGUCUGCCAGCAAAAUCGACAAUAUCCUGCUUGACAGACUGGACAAAGUGCGAAAGAUUAUGGAGACCAACGGCUCUCAUAUACUCUUUCCUCAAUUAGCCAGCCAACGGGGCGUUGUGCGCGUUCAGGGCACCGAGGUCCUCCACGUGGAGAGAACUGUGAAAGAGAUCAUGGCUCUUACCGGCCAGUUCUUCAGCGCCUCGUGGUGGAUUAUGAUGCCAGAUCCAGCACAGGGUCCUGCCAUCCGAGCGCCUUCUCCAGAUGAUGUCCGCAUCAUGUUGAGUGACAUCUGCACAAACUCAGGUGCCGACAUUAGUUUCGAGAAAUUUACGUUCACGAUCAAUGGCUCCGACGACGCUGUCAAAGCAGCUAUGAUGGUCAUCAACCAAAUUCCAUUUGUCAAGAGAACACCGUACCAGAUCCGAGUCAAGAUCGAACUUGCCAACGAACACAAGGAGUUUGUCAGCGGCAAGAAGAAUGGCAAAAUUAACAAGAUCAUGGGACAGAGCAAUGUACAAAUCAUAUUCGACGGCUUCAACGAAUACAACUUCUACAUUGAUGUUGUAGGCAGUCAGUAUGAAGCCGUCAAGAACGGUCUGGAUUUGGUCGAACAAGAGAUGCCAGCCUCCAUUUCUUUCCACGUUCCGGAUCAAUACCAUAAGCGCAUUAUCGGCAUCGGUGGUCAACAUAUCCAGCGCAUUAUGAAAAAGUAUUCCGUUUUUGUCAAAUUCUCCAACGCUAUGGAUCGGGGAGGAGUCGGAAAAGAUGAAGACGAUAUCAAGGUUGACAAUGUGAUCUGUCGUACGCCCGCACGCAAUGCGCAAAGCUUGGAUCUGGUGAAGCAGGAAAUUAUGGAUAUGGUGGAGAAAGUUGACGCCGAGUUCGUUGCCGAAACUGUGGUCAUCAACAGGCUCUAUCAUCGCGAGCUGAUCUCUAGAUUACCUGAGAUCGAAGACCUGGAGAAGAAAUGGAACUGCAAGAUUGACUUUCCUAACACAGAACAAGCUAGUGACAUUGUCACCAUCUCAGGACCAGAAUAUCAAGUCCCACAAGCGGUAGAUGCAUUUCUGGGAAUGGUUCCCGAGAGCCACGAGAUCGCCUUCCAGAAGUCGGAUGAUCUGGAUACUUUCUUCACCGGACCUGAAUUCCACAACGAUCUCCGUCAGAAACUGCAAAGUCAGUAUGAAGUUGAUGUGCAUGCCAAUCCGGAGCUUAGCAGCUUGCCAAAGUCGGCCACCACCUCUGUUGAACGCUUUGUUGGUCCUACCGAAGGACGUCUUAUCCUCACCUAUACACGGAACAAUGCGGGAGGAUUGAAGGACGCCAUUGAUUAUCUCAUCUCCCAGCUUGUCCCUCACGGUCUCGACGCUACAACAGUCCAAGGUGCUAUUCCGCGUCCAAAGUCUGAUUCAUUCGAAGAUUCUCUUCCAUUCUUCGAUUCCAAGCUAUUGCAAAACGCACCCUCUAUCCACUCCACGGACUCCCCAACUCGAUCCAAUUUCGCAGACGGAGAAAAUACGCCAGUGUCUGAACGAGCAUCUCUGUUUGAUCGUUUGCGCAAACCCGGCAGCAUCUCAUCCUUCUCUUCGUUCAUGAGCCGCAAGAAUCAGAACAACUCUCCGGGAACCUUCUUUAAGCACGCUUCUUCUAAUGCCAGCAAGGCGUCCCUGAUCUCCAUGGAAAGCCGUGAGAGCGGGUACCGGAAUUUCUGGAACGAUAGCGGCGUCAAUCUACCUGAAGAAGACGUUUCUGCCUCCUCGAUCAGUAAUGGCUGGCCAUCACGUUUUCAGGAGAACAAAUUUCCCUUUGGCACAGGUAAUUCUGUGUCCGGGGACAGGACGCCAAAGCACGAGCCUCCCCGUGCAAGUUUCGACUCUGGAAGACCGCCUACCUCGCAUUCCCUCUCUUCCUAUCCCGGCCCCUUUGCGCCACAACACCACAAUCAGAUUCCAGGAGGCACCAAUGGAUCGACCAACAAUCUCAAUCUCCCCCUACGCUAGACUUCCUCAAGUCUAUGUUGAUCAAAUAUGACGAAUGAUACCCUGACAUCGAUAUGGAAUCAUGAUUUAUCUGCUCUUAUGUCCAGCAAGAUACCCUAUGAUGCUACAAUGAAAAAAGCACGUGCGGAGGUCAGCAAGUUUGGUGUAUCGCUUGAGAGGUGAUCAAGCGUUGUUAUGUAUGUCUUGUGUUGUCUUUUCGCUUUGGCCUUGAAUGCAUGAAGGAACUGUACGCCUUCAAACGACGCUCUUUAUUUAUGAUUUUGGAAGAUACCCGGCACGUUGUUCUGCAGGUGGUUGUUGCAUCUUGCUUAGCCUUGAGACACAAAAAGCUACGACUUGCGUCAGGUUCAAAAAUUGGCCCCAAAAGAAUGAAAUAUACCCCAGGAAGCUAUUUAGAUGAAAUGCCUAAGUUCAA